Molecule: messenger RNA, 986 nt
Organism: Zingiber officinale
Lineage: Eukaryota; Viridiplantae; Streptophyta; Magnoliopsida; Zingiberales; Zingiberaceae
Product: photosystem I chlorophyll a/b-binding protein 2, chloroplastic-like
Exons: 3
Coding region: 36-806 (256 amino acids)
Biological process (GO): response to light stimulus; photosynthesis, light harvesting in photosystem I
Cellular component (GO): membrane
Source: RefSeq, a predicted model, not a curated record
UCUUCCUCCUCAGCUCCCCACCACCAUCACCAGACAUGGCUUCACUCUGUGCCUCCUCCUCUGCUCUCGCAGCAGCCGCCGGAGCUUCCUUCCUCACGGGAAGGAGAUUAAGGCAGGGAGGAAGUCGGCCGGCUUUGCAAACCUCCCGCCGGGCCUUCUCCGUCUCCGCCGUCGCUGCGCCGGACAGACCCAUCUGGUUCCCGGGAAGCACUCCUCCUCCAUGGCUCGACGGCAGCCUUCCCGGAGACUUCGGUUUCGAUCCCCUCGGCCUCGGGUCGGAUCCGGAGAGCCUGCGGUGGAACCAGCAGGCGGAGCUGGUGCACUGCCGGUGGGCGAUGCUGGGCGCCGCCGGCAUAUUCAUCCCCGAGUUCCUCACCAAGAUCGGCAUCCUGAACACGCCGUCGUGGUACGAGGCGGGGAAGCUGGAGUACUUCACCGACACCACCACCCUGUUCGUGAUCGAGCUCAUCCUGAUCGGGUGGGCGGAGGGGCGGCGGUGGGCCGACAUCAUCAAGCCCGGGAGUGUCAACACCGACCCCGUCUUCCCCAACAACAAGCUCACCGGCACCGACGUCGGCUACCCCGGAGGCCUCUGGUUCGACCCCCUCGGCUGGGGCACCGGCUCCCCGGAGAGCCUCAAGGAGCUGCGCACCAAGGAGAUCAAGAACGGCCGCCUCGCCAUGUUGGCCGUCAUGGGCGCCUGGUUCCAGGCCGUCUACACCGGCACCGGCCCCAUCGACAACCUCUUCUCCCACCUCGCCGACCCCGGCCAUAACACCGUUUUUGCCGCCUUCACUCCACAGUGAGGAGGAAGGGGAAGAAGGUGAUCCAAUGGAGGAUGUCAAUUUGGAAGGUGUGAUUGUACUCGAUGUUUGAAUAUGUAAUUAGGGUGGAGGAGUUGAAUUGUCUAUCAAUUUGCUUUGAAUGCAAUGAUACUAUUGUGUACUUUACAAAGAUUUUUUAAACUUUAGAUUUGUGGUGACUAA